AAGGGACAAAGUCUCUAUAAAAACAAUUCGACACCAUCAGAAAAUUCCCCUCUCUACUCGGACGAUAUGACUGACAGGAAGCGCAAACGCACCAUCAUUUCUCUUUCUUCCUCCUCUUCCAGUGAAGAAGAAGAAGAAGAAGAAGGCGAUGAUGAUGAUGAAGACGAUGAAGAAAUCAGCGGAGAUGAGAACAAUUACAGCGAAGAUGAGGAAGACGAGGAGAGUGAAUCGGACAAUGUUGAUGAGGAAAUUGAGGACGAUGAGGAUGACGGCGGCGCGAAGGAGGAGUCUCUCUGCAAUGGAGUCAUUCGUCUUCUCAAAGAGAUGAAAAAUUUAGAAGCUUUAAGCCUAAAAGAGUGCAAGGCAUAUCUGCGAAAGCAUGGCCUCAGGCUAGCUGGGACCAAAGCAGUUUGUUUGCAGAGAAUUAAGGAGCAUUGGAGGAUAAAGGAUGGAAAUGGUGAAUCACUUUAUCCAAGAUCAUCCUUUGUAGUUAAUUGCACAGGUGAUGUCUGUAAGGGAGAUGUAGUUCUGUUCAGCCAGAAAGUUUAUGCGAAGUUUGAUAAAGUGAGAAGACAAGGGAAUCUUCUUGGGAAAAGAACUGUGGCUGGCAGGGUUGUAAAGGAAAGCUAUGGUUCAGCCAAACAGCAACAUACAUUUACAGUUGAAGUACUGUGGAGCAAGGGGAUAAAGAAAUUGCCUCCACUUUUUCCUUUGCUUGUGAAAGGCCGAAACCUCUACAGAUUAAAAACUUUCAGACAGCGUUGGAAUAAUGAAGUAGAAAGAGAAAUAGUCCUUGCUGAGAAGCACAAACGAGGUAGAGCUGCAAGACUUGUGAGAGCAAUGAAGAAUUCGAAGAAAAAACUGUCUGCAAAUGGUCGUUUGACUGGAGAUGUGAAGCAUAAAAAAUGCUCCCAUCAUCAUGUGGGAUCGUUUCAAACAAGACAAUCGGCUGAACCAGCAACGAGGAAGCAUGCUUACGGGCACAAAAGAGAUAUGCUACAACAAUAUGUCAAAGUUAAUAAUCAUCAUCAAGAGGUUCCACCAUCUAGACAACUGAACUCGAAGAGAAAUAUCAGGUCAGAAGUUGGUUCUAAGACUACUUGGAGGCAUCAGAAACGGGGGCGCUUCAAUGUGGACAUUGACCCAGAUCUUCGCUCACAUACUUACACUCGCCAAGGUCCUUUCCCAUCACAAAUGGAACAUCAGCGUAAUGAACGAUUUCAUUUCUCUGGUCAUGAAAUGGGCUCCACUUCAACUAUGAUGAAGUUGCCUCCUUUGAGACGUUGAUACACUUUUGAUGACUGCUUUCCAACAUCAGGGGUUUAACCAUACGAAUGAUAUCUACCGUGCCCAUUCAAAACCUCACUACAACUUUGAAAGGCCAAAUUUAAAGCAUUUUUCUGAGUUGAUUAACGCUGAUAGGUCAUUUCAUCAAUUUUCUCAUGGAGUGGAGACAUAUGGACAGAGGACAGAAGGUUUUCAGUCUUUUAUCGUCGAUGUGUUGUGAGUCUCAUGUCCUAGACAUGGAAGCUGAUGAACCUCACUUCAAAUGAUGCGGACAAAGUGGAGAAAUGCAUGUAACGGUUACCUCCAAGUAGUCUUAGUUGGUAAGUCUUCUGCUCUCUUCGACAACACUUUAAUCACAAAUUCUUAAUGUGAAACUACAGUAUUACUUGUAUUGCGUCCAUCUUUUAAUGGUGUAGAAUUCAGGUUGAGAGAGAAUGUGUGAUACCAUAAACUGCCUUUGGAGUUCAUUUUCUGGUGAAGUAUAUGAUGGUUGCAUA
Hevea brasiliensis (rubber tree) is the source of this 1784-nucleotide messenger RNA. RefSeq names its product zinc finger CCCH domain-containing protein 62. The coding region runs from base 67 to 1287 and encodes 406 amino acids. The record is from RefSeq and is a predicted model, not a curated record. The transcript has 9 exons. Lineage: Eukaryota; Viridiplantae; Streptophyta; Magnoliopsida; Malpighiales; Euphorbiaceae.